AUGUCCGAGUUCAUGAAAGGAGUGAUGCUCCUUAAACAAGAUUUAAGCGAAGUACCUGCUGAAGAAGCACUUAAGGGCAAAGUUGUUGCCCUGUACUUUUCUGCUGGCUGGUGCCCGCCUUGUAAGCAGUUCACUCCGAAGCUUGUUCGCUUCUAUCACCAUUUGAAGAAGGCUGGAAAGCCUAUUGAAGUCGUGUUCUUUUCGAGAGAUCGGUCAAAGGCCGAUCUUGAGGAAAACUUCACGGAGAAACAUGGAGACUGGUUGUGCGUUAAGUAUGGAGAUGACAUUCUAACACGCUAUCAAUCGAAGUUCGAAAUAAAAACCAUUCCAGUGCUUCGAGUAAUCAACGCAGCCGGAAAGAUGGUAGUUGUCGAUGGAAAAUCGGAAGUUGUCGACAAAGGAAAGGCUGAUCCACUCGGACUCUUCGCGGCGUGGGAAGCAGCAUGCAACAAAUAA
This is a messenger RNA of Caenorhabditis remanei, 456 nucleotides long. RefSeq lists its product as uncharacterized. The transcript is spliced from 4 exons. Bases 1 to 456 code for a protein of 151 amino acids. NCBI's taxonomy places the organism in Eukaryota, Metazoa, Nematoda, Chromadorea, Rhabditida, Rhabditidae. Gene Ontology annotation, biological process: sensory perception; photoreceptor cell maintenance. The record is from RefSeq and is a predicted model, not a curated record.